Messenger RNA from Labeo rohita (rohu), 2689 nucleotides. RefSeq names its product NLR family CARD domain-containing protein 3. Bases 117 to 2657 code for a protein of 846 amino acids. The transcript is spliced from 7 exons. NCBI's taxonomy places the organism in Eukaryota, Metazoa, Chordata, Actinopteri, Cypriniformes, Cyprinidae. Gene Ontology annotation, molecular function: protein binding. The record is from RefSeq and is a predicted model, not a curated record.
UUUUCUGUUGUCUGUGGUUAUUUUUUAGCGUUUGUGUUCACAUAAGACUAACAUUGUGUGUUUGAGUGAACGCCACCGUCGUUCUGCUGUUUCUCCGACUCUCAGGAUCCGUUCAGAUGAAUGAUUUGUUUGUCAUUUCCACCUGUCUGUUCAGCUUCAUCAUGGAUGACACACAAACACACAGAGAUGAAGAUUUUUCUCCAGGAUGCAGUUCAGUUCAUCAGAAAAGAUCAGAACCAGAGCUCAGCUGUGUGUUUAUGAAGAGUGACGAGUCUAUAGGUCAUCCACAACAUUUCAGUUCAGUUCAUCAGAAGAAAUCAGAACCAGAGCCCAGCUGUGUGUCUAUGAGGAGUGAUGAAUCUUUGAAUCGUCCAAUUGAUUUUAAGAGUGAUGACACAAGGUUUAACCUCAAGUCAAUCCUGCCACCCAGAUCAGUUGAAACAAAACCCAUCUGUAAGAAAUAUGACCAGUCUAUGAAUCAACCACAAGACAGCACGUAUCCUGGUGUAAGGCAUGAGGUCCUCAACACGUUUAGAUCAAAUCUGAAGAAGAAGUUUGAGCGUCUGUAUGAGAGAACAGCGACGCAGGAAAACGCAACACUCCUGAAUGAGAUCUACACAGAGCUCUACAUCACAGAGAGUGAGAGUGGAGAGAUCAGUAAUGAGCAUGAGGUGAGACAGAUUGAGACACAAUCCAGGAGAGCAGCAACAGAGGACACAGCCAUCAAAUGCAAUGACAUCUUUACACCUUUACCUGGACAAGACAAAGCCAUCAGAACUGUGCUGACAAAGGGAGUCGCUGGCAUUGGAAAAACAGUUUCUGUGCAGAAGUUCAUCCUGGACUGGGCUGAAGGGAAAGAGAAUCAGGACGUCCAGCUCAUAUUUCCACUUCCUUUCAGAGAAAUCAAUCUGAUGAAGGACAAAACACUCAGUCUUUCAGAUCUUCUUCAUGUGUUUUUCCCUGAAACUAAAGAAAUGGAAAUAUCCAGUGAUGAAUAUAAAGUGUUGUUCAUCUUUGAUGGUCUAGAUGAGUGUCGUCUGUCUCUGGACUUUAAGAGUAUAGUGAAACUGUGUAAUAUAUCUGAAUCAGCCUCAGUGGACGUGCUGCUGAUGAACCUCAUUGUGGGGAAUCUGCUUCCCUCUGCUCUCAUCUGGAUCACCUCCAGACCAGCAGCAGCUGAUCUCGUCCCCUCUGAGUGUGUCGUCCAUCGAGUGACAGAGGUACGAGGCUUCAAUGAGCCACAGAAGGAGGAAUACUUCAGGAAGAGAAUCAGUGAUCAGAGUCUGGCCGACAGGAUCAUCUCACACCUGAAGUCAUCGAGGAGCCUCUACAUCAUGUGCCACAUCCCAGUGUUCUGCUGGAUCUCAGCCGCUGUUCUAGAGAAGAUGUUGAGUCGAGCAGAGAGUGGAGAGAUUCCCAAGACUCUCACUCAAAUGUACACACACUUCCUGAUCCUUCAGACCAACAUCAAACAUGAGAAGGACUAUGAGAAGAAGGUGACAGAUGAAGACAUGAUCUUCAAACUGGGGAAAGUGGCUUUUCAGCAGCUUGUGAAAGGCAACCUGAUCUUCUAUGAGGAAGACCUGAGAGAGUGUGGCAUUGAUGUGACAGAAGCAUCAGUGUACUCAGGAUUGUGCACUCAGAUCUUCAGAGAGGAGUUUGGCUUGUGUCAGGGGAAAGUCUUCUGCUUUGUUCAUCUGAGCAUUCAGGAACAUCUAGCAGCUCUAUAUGUGCACCUCUCCUGGACAAACCACAACAGAAAUGUUUUUGACCAAAGUUUUUUCUCUGAAGUGAAGGACUGGUUUCAACUCAAUUCAUCAGAACAUGUUUCAUUAUCUGAUCUGCAUCAGAGAGCUGUGGAUGAGGCUUUGCAGAGGAAAAAUGGACAUCUGGAUCUUUUCCUGCGGUUCCUUCUGGGUUUGUCAGUGGAGUCUCAUCAGAUUCUCCUACAACGAAUAAUGACGCUGAAAAGAAGCAGAUCUGACAGCAAUGAGAUAAUAAUUGAGUACAUCAAGUUGAAGAUCAGGACCAUUGACUCUCCAGAGAAAUCCAUUAAUCUGUUCCACUGUCUGAAUGAACUGGGUGAUCGUUCACUAGUGGAGGAAAUACAACAGUAUCUGACAUCUGGAACAAUAAAAGAAACCAAACUCUCUUCAUCUCAGUGGUCAGCUGUAGUUUUUGUGUUGUUGACAUCAGAAGAGGAACUGAAUGAGUUUCGUCUUGAUACGUUUGUUAAAGAAAAGAAUAAUCCUGAAAAUAUGAAAGUUCUUCAGAAGUUGCUGCCCGUGAUUAAAGAAUCCAGAUCAGUUCAGUUGAGUUAUUGUGGUGUCACAGAUGAAGGUUGUGCUGCUCUGGCUUCAGCUCUGAGAUCAAACCUCUCACACCUGAGACAACUGAAUCUGUCCGGGAAUAAACUAGGAGAUUCAGUGAAGCUGCUUUCUGAUAUACUACAGAAUCCUCACUGUAAACUGGAAAUACUGUGGUUGAGUGAUUGUGGUGUCACAGAUGAAGGUUGUGCUGCUCUGGCUUCAGCUCUGAGAUCAAACCCCUCACACCUGAGAGAACUGAAUCUGUCUGGGAAUAAACUAGGAGAUUCAGUGAAGCUGCUUUCUGAUGUACUACAGAAUCCUCACUGUAAACUGGAGAAACUGGAGUAAGAUCCUCCGUAAAACAUCCUUUACUGUCAAUU